AAUAACACAAAUAACCUCAAUUUAAUUUUGUAGUUUUAUAUAUGCUGACAGCUGUAGAAGUUACUUAGAAAAAGGCAAAUGCUUGUGAUUGUUGAAGUGAUAUAUUUACAUCUCACUGUAUUUUCUUAUGGAAUUGUUAUUUUAAAAUAGACUUUUUUGUUUAACCGUUAUAAGUAUUUAAUUUAAAAAAUGAGUUCAGCCAGCAAGGUUGGAGAAAUAUUUACAGCUGCCGGCCAAGCAUUUAACAAAUUGGGUGAUUUAACUAUGCAGUUGCAUCCUAAUGCAGAAUCUCCAACAGGAAAGUGGACUGAUGAAGAAAUUGAGAUGUUGCGCCAAGUAGUGAAGCAAUUUUCAGAUGGCUUAAAUCAAAUUAGUGAUCAUAUAAAAAGGCGGACAGUAUCACAAAUUAGGACUGCUUUGAAGAAGAAGGCUUUUGAGGAUGCCGGAUUACCAGUGAGGCAGGUGAAUCAGACAUUAUCAUCGGUUCAGUUACAACAGAAUGUGAAUGUACAACAACCAAUGAUAAAAUCCGAAGUUACGCUGAAUAUGUUGAAUGCAGCAGAGUCUGAAGUUGAUGUCGAAGGUCUCAAUGAAGAUGUUAAAUUAGAAUUUGAUGGUGGAAAUGAAGAAGUUUCAUCGAAAGACCCUAAUGUCAAACCAGGCGUUCAAGGAGUAUUUUAAGAUGUUAAAUAUAAAUAUUCUGACCUUUUAAUAAAAAAAUUAUUUUGAUUAUGUAGACAUAGGAAUUCAUGUCCACGUUUUAUAACAACCUUACUGUGUUAGCUUUUCUGUUGAUAAAGAUUAGUGAGACAGCAGCCUUUCAUAUUUAUAAGUGUGUAAUCAUGUUUUAGAUACAGGAGUAGAAAAGUAUUGUUCGGAAUCACAGAAGUCUUGUAAAUAUGCACCAUGGUGUAUAUAUAUAAGUUUUACAAACAAUGUAUGUUAUCAUUUUCUGUUUUAGACAAAUUUUUUGUAAUUUCCAUGUGUAAUAAAGACUUAUUUUCA
Diorhabda sublineata is the source of this 1005-nucleotide messenger RNA. RefSeq names its product chromatin complexes subunit BAP18. Gene Ontology annotation, cellular component: MLL1 complex; NURF complex. The record is from RefSeq and is a predicted model, not a curated record. The transcript has 6 exons. NCBI's taxonomy places the organism in Eukaryota, Metazoa, Arthropoda, Insecta, Coleoptera, Chrysomelidae. The coding region runs from base 190 to 681 and encodes 163 amino acids.